AUGUAUCCAAUCUUGCUACUGCCAUCUCUUAAAAUUUUUGCUGUUUGGGAUUUACACGGUGGACUCUUGUUUGGGGCCUUUUUAAAUUCGCUUGGAUCGUUUGUACGUUUUUUGGGAUCAUUUGGACCUCGUGGAUUUUGGGUGUUGUUUUUAGGCCAGACUAUAGCAGCCUCAGGACAAGUAUUUAUAUUGGGUUUACCGCCAAAAUUGGCUAUAACAUGGUUUGAUCAUGGUGAACAAAAUUUGGCUGCUUCUAUUGGAAUUAUGGCAAAUAAUGCAGGAGUGGCUGCUGGAUCUUCACCUUCACAUUCAUCAUCCAACAGUAAGUCGGUUGUAUCAUUGACAGUGUUUAUUUCAUAUUUUGCAGAUAAACCAUUUAUAUUUUUAACAACAUCUUUUGGAAUUAUAAUUGGAGCACAAUAUGCUUUAAGUACUUUAUUAGCACAAAUGAUAAUGCCUGUAUUUGAGAUUUAUGAUGAGACAAAAAUAGGUAUAUUAGGAUUUUCAAUAGUAGUAGCAGGUGUAGUUGGAUCGUUUGUUAUUGGCAUAUAUCUUGAUCAUUCAUUUGCAUACAAACGUUCAUGUCAUGUUUUAUACAUUGGUACAAUAAUUGCCCUUGGUAUAUUUAAUAUUUCUUUAAAAAAUGAAAUAUUAAGUUUAGCAUUUUUAUCAAGCAUAUGUUUUGGAAUAUUUUCUUUUGCAAUACCUUCUGCAAUAUUUCGAUAUGCGACACUUGCCACAUCUAUGAGAGAAGGUGAGGAUGAAAUAGCUAGCACAAGCAUAUUAAAUACAUCAGCACAAAUAUGGGGAAUAUUAUUGGUAGCAUUGAUGGACAUUGCAGAGAAUAAUGAUAAAAUAUUUACAAUGGAAUUAUCAAAUUGGAUGUUGUUUACAAUUUUAGUGUGUGGUGCAGCUUUAUUGUGGGUGAUGGAUGACGAUAGAGUAGCAAGGAAAUUAAAUGUUGAUGAUGAAUAUGUUGAGGUUAAUGUUAGUGGUGGCAGUGGUGAUGGAAAUAAUAGAAGUAAUAUUUGUAGUAAUGAUAAUGAUAGAGGAAGUGACGAAGAAUUGGAAAUUCUUGAAGUUAUGCAAGAGGAAUGA
This is a messenger RNA of Entrophospora sp. SA101, 1098 nucleotides long. Lineage: Eukaryota; Fungi; Glomeromycota; Glomeromycetes; Entrophosporales; Entrophosporaceae. The record is from the annotation of a GenBank genome assembly.